This is a messenger RNA of Mercenaria mercenaria, 7586 nucleotides long. Its product is annotated as WW domain binding protein 1-like. The transcript has 5 exons. The record is from RefSeq and is a predicted model, not a curated record. NCBI's taxonomy places the organism in Eukaryota, Metazoa, Mollusca, Bivalvia, Venerida, Veneridae. The coding region runs from base 16 to 519 and encodes 167 amino acids.
UUAGUAGACGGUCACAUGACUUUCAACCCGGAAGUCACGAGCAAGAAGUCUUAUUUACUAAUUGUAAACACACACGGUGAGGACACAGCGAUGAUUUACGAAAUUUUGGUGUUUUUAACAGUAUUGCUAACCACAGCAACUGUUGAGGGUUACAUCACAUGUGGAAGUGACACAGAUUUACCAACACAGUGUUACGGUUCUGGGGCAUAUUGUUGUGGACUGUACAAUGAUGAAUGCUGCUGGGAUUCUGUAUAUUCAUUCUGGUGGUUUUGGUUCAUAUGGUUAAUGGUAAUGGUUUUCAUCAUAUCAUGCGCCAUCUGUGUCUGUAUCAGACGUCGUCGUCGUUAUGUUGCUAAUCCUAGAUACGUCAUAGUUGAUGGUACCCAGGCAUCGUACGGAUCAAUACCACAAGUUUAUGGUUACCCACCUGCUGGAGCUGGAAACCAACCGACAGGGCCUCCAACGGCACCUGCAUAUCAGGAGAAGCCACCAGAAUACAGUGCUGUUGUUGCAAAUUGAGUUGUACAGGGAUCUCACUAAAUCUACUCAAGUUGUAUUUAUUCUUUAAUGAGGAAGAGCUUGUUGAUAUAGUAAAAGACAUAUUUACCUUUUCAAUGGCUGAAGAAAUUGUGAAAAAUUGUUGGACAAAUUUGUACUGCCCUUCCUAAGAACUGUGUUGAUUCUUGCUUUAGAUAUUUUCCCAAAAAAUAAUAACCAAAUUUAAGGCUAUUUCAAGAGAGAUUUUUCUAUGGAUUUUAUAGUUAAAUAAGUGCUUUAAAAAUAAGAUGUGUAUUAAAUAUUUCUUGGGCAGGAUUUGUUUGAACAUAUCUUUACUUUAUUCUGGAAGUUAUAUAAAUUGCCUUGCUUUUAUAUGUUAAAGAUGCUUCCACAUGUACAUUCCAUUUUUAUUUUUUUGGCUUUUUUUUUCACAUUGAGUAAGAAAUUGUAAGGACUGUGAGGUUUGAUUGAAAAAAAGUAUGAUCAGAAUGGUUCUAAUUUUGUAUAUUUAUGUGCAGUUAAGUACAGUCUUAAUAGUUUUUCCUAUAGACUUGCAUUCUUUUCUAACAUGUAUGAAAUAGGUAGAUGAAAGAUAAUUCAAAUUAAACAAAACAUAAAUUUACACAUCAACAUACUAUGAUGAAGUAAUGUACUGGGAAACUUACAAACAGUUUAAAUUGGGGGAUUUAUGUCAAUUUUUUCUUCAUUUUACCUUUAAUGGAAAAUUAACAGAAUUUUCAAAAUUUGUUUCUUCUGUACAGGCCUGCAAAUAUGUAUUUAUUUCGAAAAAGAUGCAAAUAACUAUGCAGAUAAGAAAAAAAAUUAAUGUAUAUAUAUCGUUCUAAAAGUGUUAAUUCUAUAAAUGUUAAGAUUAAGAAAUUGCAGUAUUUUUAGAACAAUAUGUAUGUUUGUUAUUUUGUUUUGGGUUGAGCACCAUUUUUAACAUAUAUCAGUUACUGGUACAUUAAUUUAGGAAAUACAUGCAAGUGGAUGGGGAAAAUGAUGUUGUGAUCUUUUGUUUGGCUGUUUCAACGAUCAGUCUUCCUUGGUAUGUCUUGUUAUGUCAAAUAUGAGUGAAAUGCAUAUUUUAGCAUAAUUUACCUCAUUUUUAUUGGUAAUGCUCACACUUAACUAGUCCUGAUAUACAGUAUAUCUCUAUCAAGUGACUUACCAUACUUGAUUUAACUGUAUCUCAAGUUUUAACACUUGAACUGUUUUUUUAGAACAAAAAUUUAUGUCAUUUUCUGCAGGCAGUACCACAUGAGUUUAUAGCACAGUUUAGGUUGUGCAAACUUUUUAAUUAAAAAAAAAGAUCUAUGGUGCCAUAUUAGAUUAGGACAUGAAGAUAUAAAAUGUCAGUGACUGAAAUGGACUUGAUAAGAAGUCUGGUACAGUUCCUAAAAUUUUUGGGGGAGAGGCACUUAGAUUUGCCUUUGUCCAUAUGUCUGCCUGUACAUCCGAAUUUGUGUCAUGCAUAUCUUGGUAUUUGACCUAGUCAUCAAACCUCAAAGGAUUGUUAUUCAGUAUGUGAAGUUAUGUACCUGGUGUUCAAUUUUGAUUUAACACAGCUGGACCAGAGUUACUGCCCUUGACUUAGUCAAAAUUAUGCAUACAGUGACAGGUGAGGGUGCACCAGUGUCCUAUGGACACACAUUAGUUCUAGUACUAUUAAACGGAUGUGCAAGGCUGAUCAUGAUCUACACUGGUAGCAAAGGCAGAAUCAGUCGUGUCCAGCAUAAUAAGGGUUAAUCAAUUUACAGUGGCUAAGUGCAGUAACAAUAAAUGAAUAUUAUUGCUUUUAUUUUGUAAAAUUCAGUUAGAAUGCUGUCAUUUGUAUAUAAUUAUAUUUACGUUUUUAUAUAAAGCUUUUCCCAUCACCCUCAAGAAGUUUAAAUUUAAUUUAGAAAUGAGUAAACAUUUUUCACUGACCCAUUACUUGAUUAAGAAAUGGUGAAGUAAUGUCAGUUAUUCGAAGCUUUUGCUUUUAGGUUUAAUUAGAAAUAUGUUUGUCUAGACUUCCCUUUCCUAUCAAAUAUUAAAUUUUGUGAACUUUAGCGGGAGAAUAUUUUGUUCCAUGAAAAACUUAUUUAUGCAGUGGAAUGUGUUCUUAUUUCUACAAUAAGCUGGGUAAAUUUAUAUAAUAUACCCGUAAAAGGAUGUGUGUAUGAUUCAGGGUACAUAAUUUACACACAUAAAUUCACAUGAAAUGCAACAUUAAUACUGGUGAGGCAAGGCAGUUUCCACAAAAUUGUUUGGUUCCUGCGUUUGGUCUAUUGGCUGUUGAAAAAGUGAAAAGGCUCAGAGCUGAACCAGUAAAAAUAGAAGUCCGACAACAAAUAUAUUAUUCUAGUUUUCUGAGAAAUUUAAAGGGGUUACUGUUUAUGUAUUUUAAGUUUAACAUGUCUUGACUACCUACAAUAAUAAAUGUUUCAUUUUACUUGUUAGUUAGACAAACUAUCAAAUUUAUUAUAUAAACCUUAGUUUUUAAAAUUGAUUCUGUUUUUACAUUUUACGAGGUUAUUUCAUCUAUGAAUAUGCAAAAUAUAUUUAUCAUUCUGUGUCUAUGUUAGAUUGGUUGAUGCAAGUUUUUAACCUGUUUUUCAUUCUGCACUCUGUAUUAAAUGUUGUGCAAAAUUCCUUGGUAACAGCGGUUGCUAUCAAAGUUUGAGAUUACUGCGAUGUAUGUUUUCAAGUUGAGUUUUCAGUCUUGCAUUUUAAAUUGUGUUGGUUUUAUUAGCUCACAUGUCACAAAGUGACAGUGUGAGCUUUUGUGAUCAUGCAGCGUCCGUCGUCCGUGCGUCCGUCUGUGCGUCCAUGCGUAAACUUUUGCUUGUGACCUCUCUAGAGGUCACAUUUUUCAUGGGAUCUUUAUGAAAGUUGGUCAGAAUGUUCAUCUUGAUGAUAUCUAGGUCAAGUUCGAAACUGGGUCACGUGUGGUCAAAAACUAGGUCAGUAGGUCUAAAAAUAGAAAAACCUUGUGACCUCUCUAGAGGCCAUAUAUUUCACAAGAUCUUCAUGAAAAUUGGUCAGAAUGUUCACCUUGAUGAUAUCUAGGUCAAGUUCGAAACUGGGUCACGUGCCUUAAAAAACUAGGUCAGUAGGUCAAAUAAUAGAAAAACCUUGUGACCUCUCUAGAGGCCAUAUUUUUCAUGGGAUCUGUAUGAAAGUUGGUCUGAAUGUUUAUCUUGAUGAUAUCUAGGUCAAGUUCGAAACUGGGUCAUGUGCCAUCAAAAACUAGGUCAGUAGGUCAAAUAAUAGAAAAACCUUGUGACCUCUCUAGAGGCCAUAUUUUUCAUGGGAUCUGUAUGAAAGUUGGUCUGAAUGUUCAUCUUGAUGAUAUCUAGGUCACGUUCGAAACUGGGUCAGCUGCGGUCAAAAACUAGGUCAAUAGAUCUAAAAAUAGAAAAACCUUGUGACCUCUCUAGAAGUCAUACUUUUGAAUGGAUCUUCAUGAAAAUUGGUCAGAAUGUUCACCUUGAUGAUGUCUAGGUCAGGUUCGAAACUGGGUCACGUGCCAUCAAUAACUAGGUCAGUAGGUCAAAUAAUAAAAAAACCUUGUGACCUCUCUAGAGGCCAUAUUUUUCAUGGGAUCUGUAUGAAGGUUGGUCUGAAUGUUCAUCUUGAUGAUUUCUAGGCCAAGUUCGAAACUGGGUCAACUGUGGUUAAAAACUAGGUCAGUAGGUCUAAAAAUAGAAAAACCUUGUGACCUCUCUAGAGGCCAUAUUUUUCACAAGAUCUUCAUGAAAAUUGGUCAGAAUGUUCACCUUGAUGAUAUCUAGGUCAAGUUCGAAACUGGGUCAUGUGCCUUCAAAAACUAGGUCAGUAGGUCAAAUAAUAGAAAAACCUUGUGACCCCUCUAUAGGCCAUAUUUUUCAUGGGAUCUGUAUGAAAUUUGGUCUGAAUGUUCAUCUUGAUGAUAUCUAGGUCAAGUUCGAAACUGGGUCAGCUGCGGUCAAAAACUAGGUCAUUAGGUCUAAAAAUAGAAAAAACCGUGUGACCUCUCUAGAGGCCAUACUUUUGAAUGGAUGUUCAUGAAAAUUGGUCAGAAUGUUCACCUUGAUGAUAUCUAGAUCAAGUUUGAAACUGGGUCACGUGCCAUCAAUAACUAGGUCAGUAGGUCAAAUAAUGAAAAAACCCUGUGACCUCUCUAGAGGCCAUAUUUUUCAUGGGAUCUGUAUGAAAGUUGGUCUGAAUGUUCAUCUUCAUGAUAUCUAGAUCAGGUUCAAAACUGGGUCACAUGAGCUCAAAAACUAGGUCACUAUGUCAAAUAAUAGAAAAAAAAACGACGUCAUACUCAGUUCAAAACUGGGUCAUGUUGGGACAGGUGAGCGAUUCAGGACCAUCAUGGUCCUCUUGUAAAAUACUUUUAUGUUGUUUGACUCGGCUGUAAAUACUUUGUCAGUUAAAAUGUCUUUUUUUUAUAAAUAUUAAAAAAAACUUGAAAAUGUGCCUUACUGGUAUUAGGUUUAUGAUGUCAUCCUGUUUUUCUAUAAAAAUUUGCAUUAUAGUUUCACUUAAUGAGCUUGAGGUUAAAAAAUAAAUGACUGAGCCAUGCAAUGAGAAAACCAACAUAGUGGCUCUGCGACCAGCAUGGAUCCAGACCAGCCUGCGCAUCUGCGCAGUCUUGUCAGGAUCCAUGCUGUUUGCUUUCAAAGCCUAAUGCAAUUAGAGAAACUGCUAGCGAGCAGCAUGGAUCCCGACAGCGCGGAUGCACAGGCUAGUCUGGAUCCAUGCUGGUCGCAUAGCUACUAUGUUGGUUUUCUCAUGGCGCGGCUCAUAUAUACAUGUAUAUAUAUAAAGAGGUUUUGUCAGUGCAGGUAUUGUUUUUUAGAAAGGUUGUAUUUUCUUUGACAUAAAGAUCCUUACUGACAUUUUUUUUAUGUACAUGUCCUUCAAUAGUUGUAUCUGUAGUGCUGAUAUUAACUUGUGUCUUGUAUUGCCUUCAUGUUUUUUUUAAAUAUGUGCGCUGAACUUAUUCCUCAGGGGUGGGGGGCAUUAAUAAGGGAAUAUAUGGUUAUUUAUUUGAUAUUAAAGAGAAUAUAUGGUAGAUAUAUUCCUCUCUAUGUAUUUUUAGCUCACCUGAAUGCUCAGGUGAGUUUUUGUGAUCUCUCGAUGUCUGGCGUCUGUCUAUCGUCUGUCAACAUUUAGCUUGUGUAUGAGAUAGAGGCUGUAUUUUUCACCUGAUCUUCAUGAAAUUUUGUCAGAGUGAUUGCCUUGAUAAAAUCUAGACAAGUUCGAAAAUGGGUCAUCUGUGGUCAAAAACUAGGUCAGUUGGUCAAAUCAAAGAAAAGCCUUGUGUAUGUGAUAUAGGCUGUAUUUUUCAACUGAUCUUCAUGAAUUUUGGUCAGAAUGAUUACCUUGAUGAAAUCUAGGCCAGGUUUGAAAAUGGGUCAUCUGCGGUCAACAACUAGGUCACAAGGUCAAAUCAAAGAAAAACCUUGUGUAUGCGAUAGAGGCUGUAUUUUUCAACUGAUCUUCACGAAUUUUGCUCAGAAUGAUCGAUGAAAUUUAGGACAACUUCGAAUAUGGGUCAUCUUUUAUCAAAAACUAGGUCACUAGGUCAUAUCAAAGUAAAAGCUUGUGUAUGCAAUAGAGACUGCAUUUUACACCGAAUCUUCAUGAAAUUUGAUCAGAAUGUUUGUCUGGAUGAAAUCUAGGCCAAGUUUGAAUAUGGGUCAUCUGGGGUCAAAAACUAGGACACCCAGUCAAAUUAAAGAAAAACCUUGUGUAGGCAAUAGGGGCUGCAUAUUACACUGGAUAUUUAUAAAAUUUAGUCAGAAUGAUUGCCUUGAUGAAAUCCAGGAGGAUUAUCAGUAUGGGUCAUCUGGGAUCAAAAGCUAGGUCAAAUCAAAGAAAAACGUGUUUGCCAUAGAGGCUGUAUUUUUCAAUUGAUCUUCAUGAAUUUUGGUCAGAAUGAUUUCCUUGAUGAAAUCUAGGUUAAGUUCGAAUGUGGGUCAUCUUGGGUCAAAAACUAGGUCACUAGGUCAAAUCAAAGAAAAACCUUGUGUAUGCAGUAUGGGCUGAAUUUUACACCAGAUCUUCAUGACAUUUGAUCAGAGUAUUUGUUUGGAUGAAAUCAAGGUUGAGAUUGAAUAUGGGUCAUCUAGGGUCAAAAACUAGGUCACCCGGACAAAUUAAAGAAAAACCUUGUGUAGGCAAUAUGGGCUGCAUUUUGCACUUGAUAUUCAUAAAAUUUAGUCAGAAUGACUGCCUUGAUGAAAUCUAGGCCAAGUUCAAAUAUGGGUCAUCUUGGAAUCAUGUUUACACUGUUAUGAUGUGUUUCUCAGGUGAGCGACCUAGGGCCAUCUUGACCCUCUUGUUUUAAAAUACCUUGAGGGGAAAGAGCUGAAUAUUUAUUUCAUGUGGUUAAAAAAUUUUUUAUAUCUUCCUCAUUGCAUUGCACUGAAUGGAUACAUCUGUUCAUGUUCUCAGUAGUUCAUUGAACCACUGUAGAAUUGUUUCUGAUAUUUCCUCAUCUAGUUCCCCAUAUUUUUUGCAUCAGCAUCUUGAGUGGGGUGUUCAUAUUAUGGUGAAAGGUACUUUGAAAUCAAAUAUACCUUCAAUAUUAAUUGGAAACAAAGGAGUCUAAUUUAAAUAUAUAUAUAUUAAUUACAAAGGCUUCCUUUUACAACCACAUUAGAUACAUUAUCUAUCCAAGGUUAUUAGAAUAGAACACAGUAAUCAGUACAAUUUGAACUUGAUCAUAUGUGCAUGAGUGUACGCUAUUUCAACUUAUCUUUGUAAGUUGCGAAAUCAGUAAAGAUGUAACCACAUGGAUUUAGUACAUUGUAUGUAAACAGGAUACAGUCAGUAUACUAUUAAUAGAACAUUAUUUUAUAUACAUGUAACUGUUUAUUCGUUGCAUAAUACAGUAUAAAUGGUGAAUAUUUAACAAGGUAUUAUAAUUAUUGAAGCUUUAAGAAUGAGGUGGUGUAACACAUCAUAUAACCAGAUACAAAGUUAAUGAUUUACAAGUGGUAUGAAAUGUCAUUAUUUCUAAUAAAUAUUGUGUAUGUUAAUUUUGUUAAAAUCAUAUUGCUUGUUAUGGAGAAGUCUGAAUAGAUUUUAAAUAAAUCAUAGUAAAUCUU